AUCGUCACUUCCGGCGCCCUUGCCGGUCCACUGCUAGUGUUUGGAGAUGGCGGACAGCACGGUUACAGUGACAGUUGCUCAUGGAAGCUCCAAACACAGCAUCACACUAACAGGACAGGAUGGAAAUGAGCCUGCACUUAAAGACCUGUCUGAAGCUCUGUCACAAGCCACUGGGGUACCACAAGCUGCUCAGAAAAUAAUAUUUAAAGGGAAAUCCUUGAAGGAAAUGGAGGAAAGUCUGUCCAGCCUUGGAAUAAAGCAAGGAUGUAAACUUAUGAUGAUUGGGAAAAGGAAUAGUCCAGAGGAGGAGACCGAACUGAAAAAGCUGAAAGACAUCGAGAAGUCUGUGGAGCAAACGGCCAAGAAGUUGGAGAAAGUGAGCGGUGAACUGACCGGACUGAAAAAUGGCUUUUUAGCGAAGGAUCUACAGGCUGAAGCUCUUAAUAAACUGGACCACCGUGUAAAAGUGGCUUCUGAGCAGUUCAUGAAGAUCCUUGAGGAGAUUGAUGCCAUAACUUUGCCUGAGAACUUUAGUGACUGCAGGAUGAAGAAAAAAGGACUUAUAAAAACUGUACAGGGGUUCCUUGCUCAGUGCGACAAGAUUGAAGCCAGCAUAUCAGAUCAUCUGGCAAAGAUCCAGAACAAAAAUUUAGCCCUGUCCGAGUAGCGGGAAGUCAACAGCAGCGAUUACAUUAAUAUUUGCUCUGUGAGCGACUGAGGAACAAUCACACUGAGCUUCAGUACUGGAGCAAGUUCAACAGUUUAUUUAUGUAUUCGUCCUUUAAAGGGCAGCUUAAAACCUGUCGCAGUGAUCCGGAGGUUAAAAGGUAAAAUGGUGGAAAUACUCGCAGCAGCCUCAUGCCGAAUUUCAAAUCGGUCUUAUGUUUCAUAUUGUUUCUUUAAGAUCUGUGGGUAAGGACGUGUACACUGCACAGGUACUGUGUCUCUAAGUACUUUGUAACCAUUUUAACGACAAGGUCUUUCAAAUAUUUUGUGUACAUAGGAAUUAGGUAUUUAAUUGGGUCGAAAGCGUGGUACAACAUACGGUGCUUUGAAGUCUCCUAAAGUCCUCAGCAGUGUUUUGGUUGGCUCGGAGCUGGAAACCAAAUGAAAUUGUCUUUUAGAAUCAAAUAUGGAAUUAUGUUUCGUGAUCCAAAAUUCUCUAUACCCAAGAAAACAUAGCACAACAAUUACAGUUGAUCCCCUGCUCAGGAGCCAUUAUUGUACCCGGUCCUGAGCAGAGGAUGAACCUUGUUGCCGUUUUAUUAUGCUAAUAAAUAUGUGUAUGCAGCUUGUACUGUGAUCCAUCAGCUAAUGUACUAAAAUUAUGUAACAUCAGGUAGUAGUUAUGCCAAAUCACAUCAUCAUGUAUUUGUGUGAGUUAUUUUGCUGUGGGCAAUAAAAUAUCGUUUGUUCUUUUA
Ictalurus furcatus (blue catfish) is the source of this 1421-nucleotide messenger RNA. It is a transcript of the gene bag1, whose product is annotated as BCL2 associated athanogene 1. Gene Ontology annotation, biological process: protein stabilization. The record is from RefSeq and is a predicted model, not a curated record. Gene Ontology annotation, cellular component: cytosol; membrane; nucleus. Gene Ontology annotation, molecular function: protein-folding chaperone binding; adenyl-nucleotide exchange factor activity. Lineage: Eukaryota; Metazoa; Chordata; Actinopteri; Siluriformes; Ictaluridae. Bases 47 to 667 code for a protein of 206 amino acids. The transcript has 7 exons.